AUGAAGCUCCUUCAGCUUGCGGCAGCCCUCGCCGUCACCGCUCUCGCAGCGGUCACUCCUUUCUCCAGCGACGAUACUGUCAUCGCCGGUGUUGAGACCCUCGCCCGCCGUGCCUUCGUUGCUCGUCAAAAUGCACCGUGGCUAGACCCUCGAUGCAUGCCAUGCACCAUCUUCGAGCUCAACUGCGUGAAGGAAUGCAAGGACGGCGAUGAGGAGUGUUACCAUGCGUGCUACGCCAAAAUGUGCUCGGUUGGCCCCGAGGUUUGUCACAAUCCUAGAGAGCGGUGCGCGCAUGACUUAUGCCUCGACAACCAUGCCGUGCCUAGGGGUCUGACCGAAGCGUCCACCUCAGGACCAUCCCCGCGCGACCUCAUGACUGCUACCGGCGACGAUUCAUUCGAUCGAGCAGUCCUUGCGCAUUAUGAGGAAGCACUCGGUCGCCGCGACCAGGACAAUCUGGAGAUGGGCAACACUGCAGUCUGCAACCAAUGCGAUGAUUGGAUGAAGAACUGCAAGAAGACCCAGUGCCCUCGUCCAUGGGCUCCAGAGUGCCAAUGGGGCUGCCAGGCCAAGAUUUGCAAGGACGGGCCUCCCGAAUGCCGCAAAGGUGGUGCGUGCGGUGUGCAUGCUCGCUGUGGUGCAAAGUCCAACGUGCUGACGUCUCCUGAUCCCCCUACCUCUCUUCAAGCCCGUGGAUUUGACCCAGGAUGGGAUCAAGAGGAGUGCGACGACCAUCUCAAAGGUUGCAUCGACGCAUUCUGCCACAACCCUCUUCACCAAGGACCCAACUGCGAGAAAGCCUGCCAUAACGCCCUCUGUGACGUCCAAGCCGAGUGCUGCAAGGCCAAGCCUUCAACAUCCUCUUCCAGCCCCGGUUCCUCAUACGCUCCUCAAGUCCGCAGUGAUGGAGACGGAAAGAAUCGAGAGCAGUGCGAUGACUACAUCAAAGGAUGUAUCGCUGGCUUUUGCCACGAUCCUCUUCACCAUGGACCCGACUGCGAGGAAGUCUGCCGCAACACCAUCUGUGAGACCCAUACCGAGUGCUGCAAGGCUAAACCUUUUGUACCCUCUGUCGAAGCCUUGAACCAGCCAGCUCAGGAUGCCGCUUCUCCUACUAGGUUCCUGACUGUCACGGCACCCUCAUCCUCUUCUUAG
This is a messenger RNA of Didymosphaeria variabile, 1155 nucleotides long. RefSeq lists its product as uncharacterized. Lineage: Eukaryota; Fungi; Ascomycota; Dothideomycetes; Pleosporales; Didymosphaeriaceae. The transcript is spliced from 2 exons. The record is from RefSeq and is a predicted model, not a curated record. Bases 1 to 1155 code for a protein of 384 amino acids.